This is a messenger RNA of Paramormyrops kingsleyae, 1268 nucleotides long. The record is from RefSeq and is a predicted model, not a curated record. Lineage: Eukaryota; Metazoa; Chordata; Actinopteri; Osteoglossiformes; Mormyridae.
AUUUUUUUUCUGGGGGAGGCAUUGGUUAUGCACUUAAGUAACUUUUAUGCAACCUCUACUCAGUUUCAGUGUGCCGCUUUACACGCCUACGUGAUAUUUUCAAUAGUGCGCAAAAGACAAACCGUGCGCAAAAAAUAGACGGAUAAGAAAGCGUGGUAAACGGCAGCUUCCGCGAUGAUGGGGCCGCUCGCCGUUGCUUUAAAACGGCUGUUUGUUUUUCUUUUUAGAGAAGCGACACAACUGCAGGUACAGUGCGACUUCGCAGACUGACUUCCAGAAUCCGACGUCGCCUUUAGAGCCCCUUCACGCGCUGCCAGAUGGUCCGCUACGCUACCAUCGUGGUGCUGAUCGCACUUGCUGCCUGCAGCUUUGCGCAGCGAGAGAAAAGUCGCCGUCUGUCCGGCUGUUGCACAGCGGUGUCCAGCGCCCGCAUUCCCUAUACAAUCACUGGCUACCGGCACCAGAAGGCCAUGGGUCUCUGCGUGGAGGCCAUCGUGUUUCAGACAAAUAAGGGAAGAUUUUGCUCCAACCCAAAAGCUCUCUGGGUUGCCAAGAAAAUCAAAGAUUUCUAAGGGUUACCGGUUGAACAAGGGCCCAAACAAUCAAAUGAACUCAUGGAAAAUGACCCAUAAAAGUGGCUGUUUUGUUGAAAUUGUAGAAGGAAUGUUUUAGAAAACCUUUUCAUUUGAUUCACAGUAACCUUGUACAACUCAGCUGAUUCUCUGUUGUGGAUUUUAUACGCGUGACAUGAGUAUUAAUAUCUGCCUGCAUUAUCUACUGAAACCGUAAUCAUCAGCUUACUUAUCCAGAAGCUUAGCAUCUUAUAGACAGCUUGCAUUUGUUUAAUUAGAUUCUACUCAACUUAGAGCUGGGUUGCCAACUGUUGCACAUCUGGCGUGACAGUCACACUUUCAGAUUAUCACGCCCACGCAAGAAAUCUAUAUUAUUCCAUUAUAAACCUAAUUUUAUCUACAUCAAAAGUGUUUGAGUAGUUUGCAAACCCCAGACAGUAUUUACAAGACAAUAGAACUAUUACACACAUGCAAAUGUGUGCACAGAUUGAAAAUCUCACGCCAGCCAGUUGACAAGCGAUGACAACCCUGCUUACAGAUCCGUAUUGACAUAAUUUGAACUUAUCAGCACAAUACAAACCAUAUUAAGCAACUAAUAAAAAUGCCCCUUGCACUGUCAGUAUAGUGAAUGCACCAAGCAUACUUUUCACCUCCUUCGUCCACAGCAGUUAAUUAAUAAUAAACUUUCAAACUGCU